CCUGAGCAACAUAUCAAACCUACAGAUAGAGUAGACAGUAGAUUUACUAUAGAAUUCUAUUCAAUGGCAUCCUGUAAACUAAUCUACGGCUGCCGCUUUUGCGGCACAGUUAUUAGCGAGAAGUCCCUGAAAGUCUGUGAAACUCAUUACGAUGUCAUCGUUAAGAAUUAUUGCAAUCUAAUUGAGGACAGGAAUGAUCAUCCACAGCAUAAGCCACACAAUGCUGGGGAAUUGUUUCAGAAACUAUGUUGCAAACAAUGCCAGGUCGAGAUGGGACUCCAUUGUUUGGCCAGUGCACAAUUUCCGGUCCUGAAGGGACUAACAAUGCUCCUGAAAUGUCAUCUGUAUGUCUUUGAUUCAUACGAUGUGCCCUUUGAGGUCAACUUGCAAUAGAAAUAAAGUAAAUAUUAUUGCUAAACUGUA
This is a messenger RNA of Drosophila willistoni, 423 nucleotides long. RefSeq lists its product as uncharacterized. The transcript has a single exon. Bases 64 to 393 code for a protein of 109 amino acids. The record is from RefSeq and is a predicted model, not a curated record. Lineage: Eukaryota; Metazoa; Arthropoda; Insecta; Diptera; Drosophilidae.